AAGGGAGAGUAGCUACGACCCGCUCAUCACAACGUUCUUGAAGCUUAUUAAUCAGGUAACACUGGAGAACCAGCAAUUCCUUUGAAGGCAUAGUUUUAUCUCAAAAGGUAAGGCUUAAAGAGGUAUGCACGUAUUAUAUAAAAUUUUAAGAAAGCAUGCAGGAUAUAAAUUAUUAUCACUUGAUAUUUUGAGAAAAGUUCAUAGAUCACUUGCAUGCACGUAACGGUUAACGUAACGUAAUGGUAAAGUUUUAUUUACACAAUUUAAACCAAGAGAAAAGGAUAACCAACACUGUUUAGGAAAAAAUUGUCAAACAGAGAUUGAUUUUAGCGUUAUUAGUCAUUGCUAGUGCUUUUAAGAGUUUUACCCUCUUGCUGUCCGAAAUUCUCCCUAUUUUUUCUAACGGAGUGUACGUCCUUGUUUAAGUUUUUGCAUAGUGCUGAUUUACAAACCCGGGCAUUUCGAGCUUUGUUAUUAAGCAGUUAGUAAAAGAUUGGCGCAUAAAAAGUGUGUGAGUUUCUUCAUUUAUGUUGAAGACCUAUGACAAGGGGGAGUAGCUACGACUCACGCAUCACAACAUACUUCAACCUUUAUCAGGUUAUACUGAAGAACCAGAAAUUCCUUUAAAGAUAUCGGUAGUUUUAUAGUAAAAGGUAUGGCUUAGAGGUAUGCGCGUUUUAGACAAAAUAUUCAAGAAAGCAGGAAUUUUAUUGAUAGUAUGAAAACUUCACUUGCAUACACUUAACGCACGAUUUUUCAUUAAAGCAAUAGAGUUUAUGUUCUUGGGUAUAAAUAUGAGGCGAGGGUUAAAAUGUGUUGUGGGAAUGAGAGCCCAAAACAUGCCCAAGACUUGAACAUAAACUCUUUUACUAUUGUUAUGAAGUAGUUGCUGUUAGUUCUGUUUUGGAGUUUUGGUAUUUUUAAGGUUUUUCUAUCCGAAUGAUUAUUUUGUAGCACGCGCUAUUUUCUUAAUAAACAGGUCAUAGUCCAAGGAAAUUCAAUGUAUAGGCCACACGGUUAGUUCCUGGGUUUUGAGAAGUAUCGUCUACCGAAAGGAUUUGUUAAACUUGUUGUAGUUCUUUGAAGUAAGCAUGUUCGGGGAUUAUAGCUGACCUUGAGUUUUGCCUCCACUGAAGUUCCUGUUUUGUAUGCUUGGUCCUAGCGAGCAGUUUUACCGCUAGCAUUCAAUUGGCUCUCUAGUACUUGUUAAUUGCGACAGUGUAGACUAUUCUAUCGUUCACAAGUUCAGCGACAGGAUAUGCAAUGGAAGGGUCUCAUGGUCAGCUAACCCAAACACGUCCACAAUUUCGUUAUUUAAUUCGCUGUGUUAGCUAGUAGAAUUAGUUGAGUAGUAGAGUUGCUGUCAGAAGCUGUUGAAGAAUAAACUGCUGUCUAAAGAGAAAGAAUAGAGUCUUGGUCCUCUUGUUAAAAAGCCAAGCGAGCUUCGCCAGCCCUCAACAUACUUGGUGGAGAACUCUUUUGAAGAAUCACUGCAAUUGAGAGUGGAACUUUGUUUUUGUUAGCAUGCCUUUCCGUUGCAAGCUAGUUUAGUCCUGUAGUUUUCUUUGCUUUUGAUAAUGCUCGAACUUGCGUAAGUCGUAGUUUAUUUUCAGUAUACGUGUCGAUUAGUUUGUGAAUUAGUUAUGGCUGCUACGAGUCAAUUUCAAAGGUCGGUUUUCUUUUGAUGUGUUUGUCGCUUUUCCCGUUUAUGAGUGUCGUUUUUGAUUUUAUUGCCUUCGUUUUUGAGUCUUUGGGAAAUUUGGCUUAUGUUGAACUUUUCCACUUGUCAUCCUGAUUACUAGGCAGAGAGCGCGAACCCUGGCUCAGGGGGCCGUUCGCCAGGAAAAUUUGGCUGUGAAUUCAGGUUCGAAUGAGUGGCCUGCCCCUCCUCCACCCGUUCAGCAGUCUAGAGAACCGUUGUUCCGUUCAUUUCUAAGGUCAAUUAAUAGAUCACCUAGGGCUGAAGCACAAGCACAGGCGUUAAGUGCAAUUCCGACUCCCAGUGAAUGCUCUCUAGUUUCUUUUUGUACUAGCGACCACGAGUCCGACUCUGAAGAAGAAAUUAUUUAUCAAAACGUAGAGCCCAGAGAUAAUUGUCCUAGUCGUGAAAGUAUAAGUGAAGAUUCAAUUCAGGAACCGCAUAAUUCAUUUUGUUGAUAGUUCUUUAGAGUCAGAUCGGUUGUCUCUUGCACCAGUCUAUGCCGAAAUGGAAGAUCAAGUUAGUCAGUUGUGUCGAGCAGUUGAGCGAAUGCAGGCUUCUUUUAACUCACAGGGUAGAAAUGUCGGUGUGAAAUCGUCAGUAACGUUUCCAGUUUUUAGGGGAGAUGAGUGUGAAGACGCUCAUGAGUUUAUUAGGAAUUAUAAGAGGGCUGGUAGAUUAAAUGGUUCGAACGACAACAAUUUAGCAUUGGGGCUUCCUCUCUAUUUAAAGGGUCAUGCUAGCGCGUGGUUUAAGACUUUGCCUACGGCUGACGAGAUGUGGAAGAUAGUAUAAGUCUGAGAGGGAAGCACUUGCGUUAGUCGAAGGAAUUAAGAAGUUUCAACCUUAUCUUCAGAAUCGCAAAUUUACAGUUGUUACUGAUCACAGUUCCUUGCGUUGGUUAAUGAAUGUUAAGGACGCUUCAGGUCGUUUAGCAAGAUGGGCUUUACUUUUGCAGCAGUAUGAUUUUGAGAUUGUUCAUCGCCCUGGUAAGAUUCAUGGCAAUGCAGAUGGUUUAUCUACGAGUCCUUAUGUGUCAUGCGAUUUUAAUUCACUCCAAAACGAGGAGCCACAAGUGGCGAAAACUCGAGAGUUGCAAAGGCGUGAUCUUGACCUGAGCGAGAUAAUUGAUUACCUAGAAAGUGAUGUUUUACCAUCAGACGAUCGUGUUGCGCGCAAAGUUUUGCUCACGAGUGAUAGUUUUUAUAUUGGGCAUGAUGGAUUACUUUAUCAUUUAGGCGACAAUCGGAAGCGCAAUUCUUGAGAUUCGUUUUCUCAGCUCUUUGUUCCACCAACGUUAAGGUUUGAAAUUUUGUCUAACAUGCAUGACCAUGUUUCUGGUGCGCAUUUUGGGGUCCAUAAGACGUUCAAUAGGGUUAAGCAGAGGUAUUGGUGGAAAGGAAUGUACAAAGAUAUUGAACUUGGUGUAAGUCUUGUACUGAAUGUUCCAUGAGGAAAUCGCCUAGAAAUUCGAAGAAAGCACCUUUACUUCCAAUUCCAGUAGAAAAUGUCUUUGAUAGGGUAGCCUUUGAUGUACUGGGGCCUUUCCCACCUUCUAAUACAGGCAACAGGUACGUUGUCGUUUUCAGUGAUUACCUUACUCGAUGGUGUGAAGCAUUUCCCGUUCCAAGCGUUGAAGCAACUAUAAUUUCUCGUCUUUUGGUGGAUGAAGUCAUAGCCAGACAUGGUGCACCUAGAGUUUUGCUGUCUGAUAGAGGGAAAAAUUUCCUGUCUAAAGUGGUAGCAGAUGUUUGUAAGAUCUUUCAAAUUCACAAAGUAAAUACUUCUAGCUAUCACCCGCAGACUGAUGGCCUAGUCGAAAGGUUUAACUCUACCUUAUGUCAGUCACUUUCGAUGUAUAUCUCAAAGAAUCAAAAGGACUGGGACGAUUUUAUACCACCAGUUUUGUUUGCUCAUAGAACAUCAGUUUUAGAAGCCAUCGGCGAUUCUCCUUUUUACGUUCUGUAUGGCCGUGAGCCUCGUUUACCUGUGGAUGUCAAGUAUUUACCGCCAGUCGCUAAUGACGUCACUACUUCAGUUUUUGAACAUCGUAAGCGUAUUGUUGAAAAGCUUGAGUUAGCGCAAAAUUUGGCAAGAGAAAAUUUGCAGCGUGCUCAGCAGAAAAUGAAGGAUUACUAUGAUCAAGGGGCUAAGGAACCAAUUUUUGUGGUUGGUCAGCCUGUAUGGGUUUACACUCCUCGGACUAAAAAGGGUUUGUCUAGGAAACUUUUACACAGUUGGUUGGGACCAUACAGAAUAGUAGAACAGUCGUCUCCAGUUCAUUUUCGAUUGCGUACUGACACUAAUAAGAAGUUACUUUUGCCGUGCAUGCUAAUCGAAUGAAGCCAUUUAUCGAUCCGAGCUUACGACUAAUUGAACCUCCACUAUUUGAUGACCCAAGUGAGCCUUAUCUUGAUGAGUCAGAUAUUCCAGAUGACUGUUUUGAGUCAGAGCUUCCUGUCAAUAAAAAUAUUGACUCUAGUCCACCAGAUUCAGACUCUGCAAAUUCAAGCACCCAUUUAGAUCGUCAGAACCGACCGGUGCAGUCGCAAUCAAAUCCUGAUCAUUCUGUGAUAGAUGACGAAAGUAUUUUUCAAGCUGAUCGGAUUCUUAAGUCUCGUAGGAAAAAGGACAAAAUGGAGUACCUAGUUCAGUGGCAUAAUUUUUCAAGAAAUCAGUCGACUUGGGAACCGGAACAAAACAUUUUGGAUAAACGCCUAAUCGUUAAUUUCAAUAAAUCAAGGAAGUAGUGAGUCCUCUCAUAGUCGAUUCAUUUUUGUUUUGUUUUUCUUUAGGGAUGCGUUGUCUUAUACUUGUUUUUGUUUUUGUUCAGUUUUCCGUGAUACGUUCUCAAAAUUUUGGUUCUCUUAUGCAGAGAGUAACAUUUUAUCCUGCUCCAUUGAUGAUUAGUCAUUCUCCUAAGCCGCUUACUUUUUAUGCCGAAACACAGCUUUUGAAUGUUCACACAGUUUUUAAUUUUACUGACCUUAGCGGUAGUUUCGCCAUGAGUAACAAAUCUUGUUCUGUACCUCUGGAAAAGUUCUUUGAUCAAUUAUUGCUUACUGUUCGCGGUUUUCAAAAAGUUGUUCGUCGGCUUCUUUCUUUGCCAGGCUUUUCAACUUUGGUUGAGUGUGACACUUAUUUACCGAGGUAUUAUCAGUUUAUGGUAGGAAGAGUUUCGAGAAUGUCGUGUCCAAGAGCUUAUAAAAGUUCCGUUUCUGAGUGUAAAACUUGGGCGUUACGAUUCUGCCGCGGCAUGUCGGUUGACGAAAGACAGUGGUUGCUAGGGAGAGGCCGCAUGCGACGUUCAAAUUGGAUGUGCCACGCAGGGGGUCUAGGUAUUUUUCGCGCGAUUUGGACCGGAACAGGCCAUAAAUGCGAGGAGAAUCACGUUAAGAAACUUAAGGCCACUUUAAGAACUCUGAGCAGCGCUAUGUCUAUUUCUCACACGGGACGAAAAAACGGAUUUACCCAACGUCAAAGGUGAAGUCAAAGCCAAUACCAUAUUUGACUUAACUUUUGACUCGUGUCAAAAGUGCAGUAAAUCCAAUUUUUCGUCCCGUGUCAAAGUAUGAUGCGUGUUAUCAACGGAAAAGUUGUGUAUUUGUUUAAAAUUACCGAUCAAAUGAACAGUAAAUUGGAUAUUUUGUCUCAGGGUUUAAAAAUAGCUCAAAACACGUUUACUAGUUGGCAGAGACAACUCAAAAAAUUUGCCAAUUCGGUCAGAUGCCAGGAGGGAUUGACAAUGGAAUUUCUUUCUAAAUAUACUGCGGAAAUUAACCGUGCCUUUGUCGCCUUUCUUAAACUUCUUGAAAUUCAAGAUACUUUAAGCCAGAUUUCCCAUCUGAACGAUAAACCGUUGGUAGGAUAUUCAGAUUUGCCUAAGUUUAUUUCUUCGCACCUGUCUGCCAAACUUUCUAUUGAUCCUUCUUUGAGAUUGACUAUAACAGCAUUAGAGGAAGGUUUGUCCGUCCUGGCAGGCCCCAUGGUUGACGUUGAACAUGACGGUCAGAAUUUGACUAUUGAUAUUUUAUUGUUAGCACCUGAGAUCACGGAUAAGAAUAGUUUCUGCGUCGUAGAACAUUUGACGCCCCUUAAGUUUAAUAUUUCGGGUAAGUGUUUUUCAGGGCCUGUUCAACACACAAACCUUGCUUUAAUUAACUGUCCAAAUUCGAGGCGGGUAGUGUCUUUAGAGGGAUUAGAUAGGUGUUUUAGUAGUGAAGUAGGUUUUUUAUGUCCCAAAAAUGUCUUAAAGUCGGUUUCUAGCUUGCAAUGGUUGGGUUUUGCUUGGAAUCCGAACCUGAAACUUUAUUGCCCGCGGAACCACGAGGUCGCUCCAGACUGUGACCAUAUCCAUCCGCUAAUUCAUCUUGGAGGCAGAUAUUUCCUCUCAACAACUUCUGGAACAUUAACUUUAAGCAGCAGAGAGUUAGAUGUUUCUCCAUUGGCAGUUUAUAACUUUCCCUGCAACGUCAGUUUCAUCGGAGUGAAAAAACGAGCUUAGGCACCUGUCCUCAACGACUACUGGUAUCACUUCCACUGUUUUCAACUGAUAUGAUUACAUAUGUUCAGUGGAAUCCAAACUCAGAUGAUCUCACUCCGCUGGACUUGCAUCAAGAAUCCCUGACCAUCCCACCACCUAUUAAGAUUAACCGUACUGUGAUUGAUAAUUUUGAUGAGUUGUUUCAGCGUUAUGAUGGCCAGCUUAGUGAUACUUUGCAGAAGGCAGACAGUCGUAUUGAUCAGAUAGAAGAAACUACUAUUUCAUUAUUUUUACUAGUUCAUAAGUUCAGCGACAGGAUAUGCAAUGGAAGGGUCUCAUGGUCAGCUAACCCAAACACAUCCACAAUUUCGUUACUUAAUUCGGUGUGUUAGCUAGUAGAAUUAGUUGAGUAGUAAAGUUGCUGUCAGAAGCUGUUGAAGAAUAAACUGUUGUUUAAAGAGAAAGAAUAGAGUCUCGGUCCUCUUGUUAAAAAGCCAAUCGAGCUUCGCAAGCCCUCAACACUAUUGUUAUCACUUUGGAGGGCAUUGAGAAAAUAAAGACUUCAAAAAAUGACAACAAGACAGUCUACAUCAAAUCAGUGAGCAUUUACGUGUUGAAUCAUACUUUAGCAGUUAGAAAGUGUGCACCAUCCUGGCGCUGUAAUAGGCCAUCCACUACAAAUUUGUCUUGUAUUUUCAUACAUUAAAAACCUCAUUUUGACAUGAGCCGAUAAAACUCGUCUGCGAAGACGGGUGUAAAACAUAAUGUUUUCAUGCCUUGAUUUUCGGUCUUAUAUGCGAAUUCCCACAAAAAAUAUUAAAACUGCCAUACGCGAAGGCCUUCGGCCCUCGCUUCGCAAAAAAAAGCGCACUAUGUCAUCAAUGAAAUGUAACGGUAGCUCCGGUUUGGGAACACCGCUGUCUCCAAGCAAAUACAUUAGCAGGCUAAGGUGGCUUUAUUGACCGGUUACCGUGACAGGUGAGUUGAAGUAGUGAAGAAUGCGAAGAUACCACUUAUCACGAUAUCUCCUUAUUGGUCCUUUUGCUGACAGGCCCAAUGAUGUAUGCUCACGAUGGUCGAACCGUAAAAAUUGUCCUUUAUACUUAAUCCGUUUUAUUCUUAAUUUUAUAGAUAUGGCUGCCGUGAAGUUGAUUGCCAUUGCUAGCUUUGUGGUGCUAAUUACUUUAUUGGAGCAGACCAAACCUGUGGAAGCUCGUCGAGUUAAAGUGGUCCAUAUUGGCCCUCGUGUCAGAAAACUUAUCAAAAAGGUUGACGAACUGAAAAAGGAAAUCGCCUCCAGGGAGCAGUGUGAACGUAAGAAACAUUUCAAGCGCACUCUCAAUAUCUUUUAUUCUUAGAUUAUUAUGGUUAGCAGGAAUGGAUGUCUCGGUUAUUCAAGCCUGCGUGGCAGGCGUUUGAAAGAGAAGGGAAAGGGAGUUAUUCAAACAGCGGAGUUAACAAGUAGCUCGAUGUUAUUGUCAUACAUGAUUACUCCCACACUUUAUAAUAUGAUGAACAGCGAGGGAAAACACAUCUAUUUCCUUAAAAUGUCUCUCUUACAAAAGGUUCAUUGACCGAUUUUAACUGCAAUUUACGUCAGACCCAAAAGGCUUUUGUGGCCGUGGUUGCCGCAGGUUAGAUACCAGGGGCACCCAACGAUAGAUUCCUGCUAAAUACAUGGAAGACACUUUUUAGGCUAUCCAGAGUACUUUUAGAUAUCUAGAAAUGCCUUCUUAACGGUACGGUGAUUUAAAAUUUGAACCUCUUUGGUUAUCCUAGGGGAACUUGAGCGUUUCCGAAAUUACAAGCACUUCAGUAUUAUUAUUUUGCCGAGAAUUUUAGGUGCAGUUAACCUACUACAGAAAAGGGAAUUUUUCUGAUUCCUCUUUCCAUCACAUUUUUGAAUCGGAAAGUUUUAGGUUUCCUUUUUUGUACGAAAAAUAGCCUAACCAGGGAAUUGAAAAGUGAAAAAUUAAACUUCAGAAAAUCGUAACGAAUUUAUUAAAUAAGCGUCAAAAAUUGUACAUGAACGGAAGGGUCAUCUAGAAAUUUUUAGUCUUCCUCAAGUAAUGGAAAGAUUCUAGGCAAUAUUUGCUUUUCCGAACAAAUAUUUUACAGAAAAGGGUUGUUGAGUGCCCCUGAGAUAAUAGGCAAGGACCAAAUGAUAAUUUCUAGGUUAUGGAGAACCCAAGAGGGGAUUUGGGGUCAUGAAAAAUUGAAAUUUUAAAGAAAAUUUAAGGAUGGCUAAAAGGAGCAUUUUCGUUCCAUCAGUCGUCGUUUUCGUUUUCAGUUAUUCGUUGAUGAAACAAUUUAAAAUUUCCCUUUCAAGGUAACUUAAAACUCUGAACACUGCAUUUAGAGGAAAUACAAAAAAAAAACGGGGUUUAAUUUGUAGAAAAAUACUCAGGGAAUCAAAUAGUGUCUGCAGCAACCAUGAACAAAACCAGUACUCCGUGAUAGCCGCAAAAGCAACAAUAAACGAAUAGUGUGACAAGUCAUCCGUUAAAAGAAAUAUAGAAAUAUAUUUGUUUUACUUAUUAAGCCUCCUUCCAGGCUAAACCGGCCACUGACUUAUCGAUUUUUGCAAACGGUUCAAAAUCCUAAUAGGUUUUAUUAGACAAAUGUAUAGCCUCCCACGCAGACGGUUCUUACUGGUUCGUCACGCAAUCAUUCCUCUCCCGUUCGUGGGGUAGGAACUCGUGACGAACCCCUAAGAACGUUUGCGUGGGAGGCUAACAAAUGUAUUACUAUGUGCCUGUUAAUCGGAACAACCUAAAUUUUAUAAACCCGGAAACAUUUAUAAACCCAAAUUGUAAAAAGAUGCAUGAAGGGCGUUUUGAAACAUUCGAAAACGUUCCACAAUAUUCCCAAUCUAUUUUAAUUAAGCACAAUCAAAGAGGCUAUAGAGCGGGAAAGUCUAGGCAUGUUUAUUGUUUUAUGUUGUUCCCAUUGUGUUAAAAUAGACGCGGAAGACAGCUAUUUCAAUAUCAACGGUUUACCUCGACGUUUUACCAAGGAAUAUUGCUUGCAGUGACGUCAUCACCUCGACCUUCCCUCCACCUAACUUUGACGUGACCUUACCUCGUCUUACUUCGUUUUUACCUCUACAGUAAAACGGAGAAAUUCAGCCCUCUAUGACUACUGACCGUGUUUACAUCAUGUGUUUCUUUUACAGCUUGCGAUUCAAUUAAGGAAGAAGGUUUCCUUUUCCGAAAUCAAACGGCUGACUACAUUGAUGCAGGGAAAUUAAGUGGGCCGUUGGAUUCAUUUACUUUCUGCAUCUGGUUCAAAUUUGAAAAAGACAGUGAUCAAGGGUGUAUAUUCAGCACAGGAUUAAAAGGACGUCAACUUGCCAUGGACGUUGGCUUGUAUAUACUAUAUGGCUAUCUUUACUUCGAGACUAGCGGCCCACUGUAGGUUAAAGUCCUUUUUAAUCUUCUCUCUUUAAAUUGGGCUCAGUAAGCUGAAUUAGCUAGGAUUCUCAACUUGUUGCGAAAGAGAGAGACAGAGAGAAUAGCCAUUUUGACCACUUUGUGAAAAAUUAUAUCAGGAAACUCGGAAUUCACUUUCAGUGUUUGCUAAUGUACAGUGUACAUGUAACUUGUUAGACGGAUAAAAAUCCCCACCCCUUGCACCAUGAGCUAGGAAAAACUGUUGUGGUUAAAAAAUAGUGAUCUCGUUGAAACUGCUUCCACUCCUUCACCGAAACGUACCUUAACAAUAACGUCUUUGAGGUCAAUAAUCUUAAUAUCAUUGAGACCCUACAAAAGAAAGCACACAAGGUAAAAGGUAAUAGAUAAGAUAACCCAUAUAGGUGUAUUUACUUCUUAAGGCUCUUUGCUAGUAAUGAGCCCCUGCUCCCCCCUGGUGUUGACAUCACCAUUUCUUCUCGGUCGUUUGUGUUCAGUCAGUCGCGUGCUAAGGUUUCUGCUGGUUUCACCAAUGUAAGUGGCUUGGAAGUCGCAGCAUUUUAUCUUGUAAACUGCUCCCUGUCUGUCCUCCGGUCGGUUUUUGUCCUUGAAAUUGGUAAGCGGUCGUCGUAAAGUUGUUAUUAGGGACGUUACGAUCCGACAACGGCGACGCAAAUGAAAACGUCGCUGAAAAAUAGACUUCGCGUCCUUUACAACUUUUUCGCCCUUGUACCAAGUCACCCAGUUACUUGAAAGGAGAGAAGUUUGGUUGGAACUGAAGAGGGGGGACCGCGUUCGAUUUCAGAGAGAGAAAGUAAAAUUUAUCGCCUAUGCGAUUAUCGGAAGCGAAACGAAGAGUGGAGGCCAAGUAUAUAUUCAAGGUUAUACUAUUUAAUGGUUAAAGGAGAUUACAUGAGCAAGGUCUAAGGUCAACUGAACUAUUGUACAUUCACGUCAGGAUAUAUAAGUCGAGCGCGGUUACUAAGUAAGAGGAUUAAGGGCUAAUCCCACAUCCCCCUUUCUACACAUUUUGGUACUUCUAUAAGAAUGUCUCUGUGCAAAGUUCUUUAACGAUAGGAAGCGAGUCAAUCAAGUAUUUCGAUCACGAAACGAAUCACUUAUAACAAAUGUUCUUUAAGUCCUAAUCAAAACCUAAUCUCUUGGGCGGGUUAACUUUUCUUCCGGAACGAGUAGUGUUUCCAGGAACGGGAACUGGAAUGGAAGACUUUCAAGCAGACCGUAAAGCAUCUUUCUUCUCUGCCGGAACAGGUGGCUGAUCCUUAGAAGUUUCAGGAGGAUCGGGUAAAGGGCUUCCUGUUACGUACUUUGCUUCUUUAGGAUUUGGAUUGAGCUGCCGUUUGUUUCUUCUAACAGUUGCGUUACUGUCAGUGUCGAGGUAAUAGGAACGUGGCUCUGGUGUUUUGGCCACUACUAACGCGUUCUCUUUACGAUCAGGGAUAUAAACACGAUCGCCUGGUGACAGAUGACUUAGCUCUUUAACUGCAUGUCGUCGGUUGUAAUCUUUUGUUUGCUCGGUCUUAACCUUGGCUUCCUUUUCACGCAAUUUCGUUAACUCAGGCCAUUGCGGUGUUAGUUUAAAUGGAGUAGUUGGAAGGGUUGUGCGUAGUCGCCUUCCCAUGCAUAGUUCGGCUGGGCUGAAUCCGUUUUCAAGUGGGGUAGCUCUGUAAGCGAGUAGUACUUCAUAUGGAUCGUCGGAUUUGGUAAGGAGGUUUUUAGUGUUGUUUGCACCAUAUGUUCGGCUUCUCCGUUGCUUUGAGGGUAUUUUGGACUGCUGGUAAUGUGUGUGAAUCCCCAGUCUUCUGCAAAUUUGGCGAAUUCCGCUGAGGAAUACUGCGGUCCGUUAUCGGAGAUCACGGUUUCUGGAAUUCCGUGGCGUGCGAAAAUCGCUUUUAGGUGAUUGAUCACUUCUUGGGUAGCCUGCGAAAACAUCCGUUUCUCCUCGCUCUUCGUCGCUGAGGACGUUUCGCGCGGAGGAACGUCUGCGACUCAGUGACAGAAAUUCCAUACUGAUGACGCAAAUCAAUGUUUACAUAACAAAUCCGGUAGUUAUGGGGUUCCAAAUAUAAAUUUGUCUAAUUUUGCGUGUCUUCUGGUAGAUUUUGGUAAAGUGUUGUGUUGAUCUGUCCACGAGCUCCAGCAAAACUCAAAUGCUUCUUCUAGAGAAGACUAUAUUGCACAAAUAUUGACUGUUUUGUUAGAGAUUCUUCGUGUUUACAUUUGACCUUUUUGGCCUUUUGUCUUUUGUCUGUCAUUUGUAAACAAUAGCUAAAACAAUGUAACUGCUCCGUCGACCAAUCAGCGCUUCUGACCGGAUUCUGGACAGAUUUUACGUCAUCAGUAUGGAAUUUCUGUCGCUGAGUCGCAGACGUUCCUCCGCGCGAAACGUCCUCAGCGACGAAGAGCGAGGAGAAACGGAUGUUUUCGCAGGCUACUUCUUGGGAGGUGCAUUUUCGAAGUACUCCAAUUUCACAAUAUCGCGAGAAGUAAUCUACCACGAGGACGAAUUCUUAUCCUUUCCAUUCGAAUAGAUCGGUUCCUACUUUCUGGAAUGGACGCUCGGGUAACUGGGAAGGAAUCAUGGGCUCUGCACGAUUAGUUUUCGUCUUGAUGUAAGUAGGGCAUUCUAUGACAAGAUCUUCUAUCUGCUUGCUGAGAUUCGGCCACCAAAAACCACUUUUCGCCCUUUCGCGGCAUUUCUGGAUGCCUUGAUGACCUGUGUGUAUCUUGUCUAAUACAUCGAGCCUUAACGCUGAGGGAAUUAUGACUCUGUCGUCUUUCAUUAGGAUUCCCUGCUGAACAGUGAUUUCUGCUCUGUACUGCCAGUACGGUUGGAGUGAACAAUUCAGGUGAUGUUUCUCUGGCCAGCCUUCACUGCAGAACAGCUUAAGCUUUGAACAAACUUCACCUUCAUCCUGAUGAAGGCGUAUUUCUUGCAAGCGGCGUUCUGUAGUUGGUAGGCAUUCUACUAUGUGUGAGACAUAGAGGUUUAAAUCAUCAUUAAGUUGCCUCUCGUCUUUCGUGAGACUUCGGUGAAGCGGCGCUCUUGAUAAGGUAUCAGCUGUGGUGAGAUCUUUUCCGGGUACAUGGACUAUAUGGUACGAGUAGCGCAUCAGUCGCAUCCGGAACCUCUGAAUGCGUGGUGGCAUGUCCUGGAGACAUUUAGAUCCUAGUAACGGCACCAACGGCUUGUGGUCCGUUUCGAUAACGAACUCUUUACCGAGGACAAAGUCGGCAAACUUUUCGCAAGCCCAAGUAGUUGCGAGUGCUUCUUUCUCUAUCUGAGCGUAUCUUUGUUCGGUAGACGUCAUAGAGCGCGAAGCGUAGGCGAUUGGCUUCUUUGUGUCAUCCUCUUGGACUUGUAAGAGGACUGCUCCUAAUCCAUACGACGAGGGCGUCUGCAGAUAUAAUAGCUUCUUUCUCGGAGCAGUAAUGAGCGAGAACUGGCCCAGAAAGAUUCUUCUUCAGCUUGGCCCCAGUGCCAUUCGUUCUUGCUUGAAAGAAGAUCGCGAAGAGGCAUAGUCUUCUCGGACAGGUUUUCGAUGAACUUCUGUUGGUGGUUGAUCAUUCCCAGGAAUCUUCGUAGUUCUGCAACAUUUUGCGGUCUCUCCAUCUUUUCGAUAGCUGCAGUCUUGUCUGGAUCGGGGCCUAUCCCUUGAGCGCUGAGACUGUGGCCCGCAAACUUCAAUUGUUUCCUUGAAAAUUCGCACUUCUCUAGGUUCAGGGUGAUUCUUGCUCUGAUCAAUCUUGUUAAAACUGCUUCACGUCGUUCAUCGUGUUCUUUUUGCGUCUUUCCAUGCACGAGGAUGUCAUCCAUAAUGCAUAUCACUCCUUCCAAACCUUCCAGCUCGUUUAGCAUUCUCUUUUGGAAUCGUUCUGGUGCUGAUUUUAAACCAAAGGGGAGUCGCUGAAAACAAUAUCUGCCAAAGGGGGUCAGAAACGUAGUCAGGAGUUGAGAGUUCUCUGCUAGCUUCUCCUGCCAAAAACCGGAAUUUGCGUCAAUUUUUGUGAACACUGUGGACUCUCCAAUCUCUCCUAGCAAGGCGUCAAUCUUUGGAAGUGGAUACGUUUCACGGCAAACGUUUUCAUUUAGCUUUGUCAGAUCCACACAUAUUCGGAGUUUCCCGUUUGAUUUAGGUACUGUGACCAUUCCAGCGCACCAGUUUGUAGGCUUGUCAAGCUUUCUGAUUACUCCCAGCUUCUCCAUUCCAGCAAGUUCUUCCUUUACUUUGCUUUUCAUUGGUAAUGGAAUACGUCUUGGGGUCAUGAUUGCAAACGGUUGAGCAUCGGGCUUCAACUUGAUUUCAUAUUGUCCCUCAAGUUCUCCCAGUCCAUGGAACAGUUGAGGGUAUUUCGCUUUAAUCCUUUCUUCGUAACUUUGACUUUGGAUUUCAUUGAUUCUAGCCAAUAAAUUUCGGUUUUCAAUCGCUGGCUGUCCCAGAGGAGGCUCUUUUAAACCUUUGACAACAUAAAUAUCUUCCGUCACGCACGUUUCUCCCAGGGAUAAAGUAUCACGAACUGUUCCCAUUACACGAAGACCAUUGUGAUCGGCUCCAAAGAGUCUUUUGGAGGUGGAGUGCAGUUUUUCUAAGUUGCAUUGGCGAAAAACUUCUUCAGGAAUAACUGUGACUUCCGCGCCAGUAUCAAUCUUGAAAUUUAUUUCGGAGUUUCCUAUUAAUAGAUUGGUACGCCAUUUCUUUGAUGUUUCGAUUGUGUUGACAACUUCAUUGACGGUCAUUACAGAGAUAUCAUCUUCGUCCGAAUCUUCGCCAACCCUUUGGACUCGUUUUGAAGAUUUGCAGACCUUGGAAUAAUGACCCUUUUUGUUUCAUGCAUUGCAGGUAGCAUCUUUGGCUGGGCAACGCUGAGGAGGGUGACCUGGCUGAGCUCCGCAUCUGUAACACGAUUUUUACUUCCUUUUCGAAGAACCUCCAAAAUGCUUGGGUUUUGGACUUCGACGUUUGUUUUCUGGAACUUUCCUGUCAUGUACUUCCGAUAUGUCGGCGGCACUUGAGUUGUUUUGAAGAAUUUGAUCUUGAUGUUUCGUGAUUUCGGCGGAUUUAACUUCUUUAAUUACUUGAUCCAGAUUUACAUUGUCAUUUGCCAUCAAUCGUCGCCUGAGAUGAGAAUCACGCAAACCAGCUAUUAUUUGAGUGUGCACCAUUUGGUCACGAAGGUCCCCAAAAGAGCAGAGGUCGGCUCUUUUCUGAAGGUCUUCUAUAAAGGUGAGGACAGAUUCUUUGUCCUGCUGAAAGCGUCUUACGAACUGUGCUCUCUCGAAGACUAAAGCGACUUUUCCUUUGAAAUGAUCCUUGAAUUUUUGUUUGACAUUUGCGUACUUGAUAUCUUCCCCUAUCAGUUUGAAACUGUCAUAAAUGUCGGCGGCAUUAUUUCCCAUUACGUAAAAAAGCGCAUUGAUGCGCACUUUAUCUGACAGCCCAUCACGUUCCGUAGCUGCUUCAAAUAAUUCAUAGCGCUGUAUCCAGUGGUCCCAAUCGUCUGUUUUGGGAUCAAACUUAGCCGGAGGAGGAAUAUUAAAAUUGACUGCGGCCAUUUUCAUGCUUCCACUUUGUGGGUUAUCCAUCUGUAUUGAGCCCGUCGAAGAACUCGUUUCCACUGCGGCUGUGGGCGGUGACGUGAGUGGCGUGCUUGGCGUGCUUGAUUCCUCGAUUCUUUCUUCGUUUGGGCCUUGAGUGUUGGGAUUCAUUCACGCGAUGUGAAAUAAAGUGGCGAAACAAAUUUCUUUUCCGCUACUGCUUGUUCCUGCUGUAGGAUCCCGCUUCUGACACCAUGUGCGAUUAUCGGAGGCGAAACGAAGAGUGGAGGCCAAGUAUAUAUUCAAGGUUAUACUAUUUAAUGGUUGAAGGAGAUUACAUGAGCAAGGCCUAAGGUCAACUGAACUAUUGUACAUUCACGUCAGGAUAUAUAAGUCGAGCGCGGUUACUAAGUAAGAGGAUUAAGGGCUAAUCCCACAUCGCCCUGGGCGUCGAUAAAAUCUGGAACAUGGAACAUCCCGGAACAUCCCGGAACAUCCUGGAACAUCCCGGAACAUGAAAAAAUUAAAAUUUUUUUAUGAAAAAAUAAUUAAUUAAGUAAGUAAGUAAUAAUAAUAAUAAUAAUAAUAAUAAUAAUAAUAAUAAUAAUAAAAAGAACAAUAGAUAGAAACAAUUUUUGCAAAAAUUUAAAAUAACAAAAUAAAUAACAUAACAUAACAUAAAAACGAAAAAUAAAGAAAGAAAGAAAGAAAGAAAGAAAGAAAAAGAAACUGGUAUCAUCUCCGAGUAUGACAAAUCAAUAUUUUGUCGCAAUGAAUUUUUUGGGUGAGUGAGGGUCCAUUCAAAUGACAGUAAUGAGUGAAGGCUUGCUUCUAAAUUCAAAAUAUAUUAAAAUGGGUCGCGAGGAGGGGGUUUUCAAGCUUUCCUCACACAGCCACGUCUUGUAAAUGUUCGCCAUGCGGUUUAACGGUUAUCAAUUUACGCCUUUGCGACCGUAAGAAGAGCUUAGGGGCUCGUUGCUUUGGACUUGGAUAAUAAAAUUAAACAUUCACAUUCGCCGCAGAAUAGUUGCAGUGGCCGUGGUAGCUCAGCGGUAGUUUCUAACUGUUAUCAGUUAGCCUGAAUUUUAGUCAUCUCCCUGCAAACUCCUCUUGCGACUCGAGGAGACGUCUGAAAUAUCAUGCUGACUGUAAACAGUAUAGAACCUACUACCAAUGUGAGUAUUGUCCACUAAAAUCCAAAGACAGGAGCCCCCAUACUCUUCUUAAGUUUACAGAGCCGCCUAGUCUGUAAGUAAUUCAUGUCAACCUCAAGUGAAGCAAAGCACCUCAAGUAAGCAAAUGUCGGUUAUAUACUAGGAGACCAUAUGUUGGCUUGACAUGAGUUACUUACCGACUUGGCUUGACAUGAAAUACUGCACUGACACUUCAGACCAUCGCAGAACCGUAAAUGGAUAACCACCAAAUGAUUAACUCAUGGCAAACAAUUACAAGAGGUGGUUGUGUGAGGAAAGCUUGAAAACCCCCUCUUCGCGACCCAUUUGAAUAUAUUUUGAAUUUAGAAGCAAGCCUUCACUCAUUACUGUCAUUUGCAUCAACCCUCACUCGCCCAACAAAUUUUAAUUUGUUGCGACAAAAUAUUGUUUUCUCAUACUCAGAGAGGAUACCAGUUUCUUUUUCUUGAUUAUUUCAUUAUUUUUCGGGGUUUUUUUUGUUAUUUUACGUUCUUAUUAAUUUUUGCAAAAAUUAUUUCUUUUUUUUUUCAUGAAAAAUAUUUUAAUUUUUUCAUGUUCCGGGAUGUUCCGGGAUGUUCCGGGAUGUUCCGGAAUGUUCCGGAAUGUUCCGGGAUGUUCCAUGUUCUGGGUUUUAUCGACGCCCUAUCGCCUUGCCGUUCCCGUUCUCUAAUCAACUCAAAAUUGGUCAUGUCACAUUGUAGUUGUGCAUGGACGGCAAAGAAAUGUACAAAAAAGCGUGAUAGUCUCCUUCAUCUUUCCUAUAGUAAAGUAAAGGUGAAGGAGACUAUUUUCUCCGAAACUUCGUGUGCAUAUUAAGGACAACAACAACUCGCCACAUGGUAAGUUUCAUCGAUUUUUUUUUCCUUUUUCUGGCAAAUUUCCAGACCUAAACUUCGCCCCACUUGUUCUCUAUAUUUACUCAUGUUAUAUGAAUCCCGUACGUGAUACAAAUAGUGAGCCUGGGUUACUGGUGGUUCUGCCUGUGAAGGUGCUCGUGAACACUGAAAUCUUUGAUUUCGUCUCUGUGUACGGUGGUAAAGGUGUCGUCGACGUAGCGUAACCAAAGCGAUAUUAAUAGUUCGCUAGGGCUUCUUCCUCGAUGUUUUGCAUCAACAAUAUCUGUUACAACAACAGAAACUGGAGAGCCUAUCGCUGUUCCAUGUAGCUGUUUGUAGUGUUUGUCACUUUACCGAAUGUACGUCGAAGGUAUACAGAGGUCAUUGAGUAGGUCCAUAUAAUGACGUCUGUAGAAAGUGGCAAUUCAACAGUCAGGUAGAGUUCUUAUAAGCGUUCUCAGUGCAGUCUAGAGGCAUGCUUCACCUACUUAUGGAAUGACUCCUGGGCUCACACCUUUCACACAUAAAGAAAACAAUUUGAAAUUUUCUGACAGCUAUUAAAAAAAUGGUUUAGAAUGCUUUACACGCUGUAGUAAAUUUCAGGGCGUUAAUUCUUUUGCGCCACGUCAUGUUAAUCGAGCAAACGGCGAGCAAACAAGUUAGUUUUAGGCAGAGGGGAAAUAAAAUGUCAAGACUUCAGAAGAGCUGAGAACUAGCUAGACACGCGAAAUUAAUAAUUGUUUUAGUUGAAGAACCCACUGUAACUCUAGCUUCGUUCUCUUUGGCUCUCUCUCUCCACAGGACCAGCUUCGAGGCGGACAGCGGCUUUGGUCUUGACAAGUGGAACCAUUUCUGCGUAACAGGAUACCCAUGGAAGUUUUACUUAGAUGGAAAACUGGCGGAUACACAAGCCUAUCAGGAAUUCGGUGACCUGCUUCUCUGUCAUUAAAUUAACUAAUUAACAACUGUUACCUUAAUUGGGCACUCCCAAAGAUGACGCUUUUCUUUAAGUGUUGGAUUGUGAAUCAGUGUGUAUUCCCAAACAGUUGCGGACAUAUAGGAAAUUGAAUCGAAUGGAAACGACUCUCCCGUUGGUUCCUUCGUCAUAGAAAAAUGAUAUGCCUCUUAUGUGCCGCUGAAUCGGGUAUGGUUUUCAGGGUCUUAUGAGUUUUACACGGGGUAUGAAUUUUCAUUGUUUAGCGUCUUGAACAGUGUGAAUUUUGUUAGUUUAUGGGGUCUUCCCAUAAGUCCUUCUGGUGAAAUUCAAGUUGCUGCUUAUUUUCUCAGUCAAUUCCACAUUUAUAAGCUGAGUAUCAUGGUGUCAGAAGUUUAUCGUUGUUAAAAGAAUAUCUUGGCAGCAGAAGUCUGCAAGGAGAGCGUUUCAGCGAAGCUGCCUUCGCUGUUGUGGUAUUUUCAUUGUCAAUCGUAAUAGAGCACGUGGAGGGAUGUCGCCAUAUUUCUUUCGCUGAAAGAAACUAGAAAGCAACAAAUUUAUGAAUCGUUCAGUAUUCGACUUCAAAAUUCUAUCCAUUCAGCGUCCAAAAGGCUAAGGGGAAUGAUCCUCCUUCUAGUACAAUCUAGAUGUAAAGACCCAUGUGAACUAUUCUCCUGGUUCCCGAAUGUACAUACCAGGCGUUCGUAGUAGAGCUUAUCAUUCUCCAAACUGACCGCACCCAGUGUUAGAGCACACCUGAAUACUACGAUCAACGACUCACUUUAAAACUGAGUUGGUUUACAGCAACUUACAGCAAACGACGGAAUCUGUAGAUCGCCCCGUCAAAUAGAAACAUAUUCACCAGUGGCGGAAUGGGGGGCUUGGGAUGGGGAGAUGGGGGGCGGUCUCAAAAAAAAUGUUUUUCGGCGCUUUGGGCCUCCGUUUAGUGUAAAUGCAAGGGGGAGCCUCCCCUGGAUCCACCGUUGUUCACUCCACUAUGGGGUUCUUGUUUGUUGAGUUUUGGUCUUCAGCAGGCCGGAGAAUAAGUCAACCCGGGGGGAUACCCCUGGGAAUUCUUGGUGGGGCUGUGCCGUCCGGUUCUCCAAAUCCAGACCCUCUCAGACCAAAAAAUGUCAUUUUCACACCCGUUUUCACACUUUUCAGACCUCGCUUCUAAAAUCGAUACCCGUUUUCAGACCUGGCAUAGGCAGAAAUUAUUUCAUCAUCACUAAGAUAAGAACGCCAACAAAAAGAUUUCUUGAAAUCCAUUUCGAAUUCGCAUAUUAUUCUUCCUAUCUGAUUCGUCUGGAAUUGAAAGGACACUCCCGUGGUUUCUUCGAAAACCAUACUCUGUUCUCGACCAAAAUGGACUUUUCGGUCUUUUCAGACCAAAACGGCGCAAAAAUGAUACCCUUUGGAGCGGCACAUAGUUACAUGACUUAUAUGAGUGAGUACCCCCCCCCCCCACCCCCACCCCCCGAAUUCAACUUUUAGGAGUGUUAUAGGUUUAUUAUUUUGCGGCUUGGAGAUAGCUUAACUUCCUUCAGUCAAGAUAACAGUGCCAAUUUUUUGGGUGAAAAAGAUGUACAAUCAUGAAGCUUUCCUGGGUGUCUAUUACUUGACAAUACGCGAAAAAACUUUAAGUUAAAUCUCGUACUCGUAGUCGUUCUCGUCCUAGAAUCUAAAGGUCUCUAAUAUUAGAACAGUCAACUACAUGGAGUGUCUGAGCGGAUCUUUUUGCUUUCGAAAAUUUGCCAGUUCGACAAACUUGGUUAUCUCACAGAAAUACAUCACUGAUGCUUACAAAAUCGGUGCCGAAAAUAUACCAACUUUAGUCUAUAGUCUAUAGUAAGCUCCCUCUUAAAAGACACCUCUAUAUGACGAACACCUCGCUAACACGGACACCUUGAAUUGUUACCUGCAUCUGACUAAAUUUGACUGCAUUUGACAAUUGACUGAAUGCAUAGUAAAUGUGCGUGGAUGAGCGGAUAUCUUACUUAAAGUACUUCUGUGACCAGUGGGCAACUCUUGCUCACUGUUAUUUUAAACGCGCCGUUAAAGUCAGUUAAUUAUAAAAGCCAAGGAACGCAGCCGACACUUGCAUGACUUGGCUUUAAAGUAAGACAUGUACACUGGUAAGACAGAAAACAACCUAUGGACGAUCACUUUCUAAAUUACUCAUCUUGUUGCAAAUUUCACGCUCCAAACGGUUAUUCCAUUUACCUUUCAUUUCAAUUCUUCAGUCUUUAUCUAAACACGACAUGAUAUUGAAAAUCUCGCUGACGUAAAAAGAUAAUAACUUUAACCUUCAACUUUUCCUUUACAUUGUAGUAUUAGACCCCGGCCAAGACAACUUGGUAUUUGGACAAUUUUACUCUCGAGAAGACAAAAGUUUCCUUGCCGAUUACAGCUUCGUGGGGAAAAUGGCAGGCAUCAACUUUUGGGAUCGUUCGCUGAGUGACCAAGAUAUCUCCGAACUAUUCAAGUCGUGCGCUUCCGGGAAGGGCAACAUUAUUUCCAUGGCUGACUUACAUGGGAUGGGAGAAGUGGAGAAAAUCUCCGUAUCUUGUAAAUCUGAGUGAGCUGAUAAGCAUUGUUGACAACGAUCAUUUUUGGGUGAUUUAGACAAUUAUAAUCAAGGGAAUUUAGCUAUUUGGUUUGAAAUCCCGCAGGCGUGUCUUUUGAAAAAGUCUGAAAUUGGAUUUGAUCGACUUGAUUAUCAAUUAAACUGGUGUUAUAUAAAGCUUGUUACCAAAACCCGGCUUUAGAAAACUCACACGUUUUAUUUGCAUUACGUAUCCACAAUGACUUGGUCUUGUAUUUGACAUUUAUUUAUUGUGAAUACCCAUGCAAUCAUUACUUACGAUGAGCAGGAAUAUCCUUUAUAACACACUCUUACCAGUGGCAUCCAACGAAAGAGAAAAUAUUGCCAAGAAAUUUCUUGAAUUCGAUUUAAGGCCGAAAUCUUCUGGAUUAUUACCGCACCAUUCGUCUAAGAUAUUCGAAUUAUUAUUAUUAUUUUUUUUUGGAUGACUUACUUAAGAUUGACGGAGGUUGCCUUUUUCACAUUCUAUUGCCAAGGUUUAAAAUAUCAUUUUAAAAAGGUACUCCUGAAAAUUUCGGUGUAAAGACAAAGCGUCCCCUUGAAUCUCCUAAUAAAGUAUGGCUACUCUAUGUACUUUAACGUUCGACCGGGCCCAUCAGGGUCGGUUAAAGCCACCUAAAACUUUUGAGACGAAAGAAGUCCGCCUAACGAAUCCGAACACAAACAGAGAUCUCCAAAUUUACCAAACAGGCCUCAGAGAAAAGCAUUUGAGAAAAUUCGGGCGUAUUUGGAAACAUUCGAUCGUUGGGUGCCCCUGUCUUCAUGUAAGUGGGACUGAACAGUCGAACGGACUCAUUCAGAUUUUUUUUCAAAAUGGCAACGCCCUUUAAUUUGUUAUUUUGGUUUUUGAUUCAAUAUGUCGUUUUGGUGCUGGCUUAGAUACAUAUAUUUGGGGAUAUAUUGUAAAUUCAGGUUUUUAAGACUUGACUGUAAGCCUACGUCAUUGGCUUGUAUUAGGGACCUUAAGCAACGACGACAACAAAACAACUGCGCAUGCUCUGCACGUGCAUCACGCUUUUUAGUACAUUUCUUUGACGUCCACUACACGACUAUGACGUGAAACCUCCCAUUGCGACGUUUUAUGAAGGACGUGGACAUACUACGACAAAUUUUCCCUUCUCUAUUUGAACAGGAUAAAGCCCUUAAGAAUUCAACUCCAGGAAAAGUCGCCUACAUUUGACGAAUUGAGCGGUUCCAGUUAGACGCGAUAAAAUUUGAAAGGACGGAAAUUCUUUUUUUUUAGUGAUGUUUUCUCUGCCGUCGUCUUCGUUGCUCAAGGUCUCUAUUAUCACUGGUUGACAUCAAAAUAAAGAAGUUAAUGAAUCGAGGCAACCGUUUUCUUUGGGUGGCUUAUAUGUUUAUGGUUUUAGUUUUUUACCUAAAUGUGAAUUUGCUUCUCUGUUUCUACUUUUGAGGAGUUAAUAGUUGUUGGACGAAAACAUAGAUAUCGUGACCCUUCUCUCUCAAGUUCACGGAAUGCAGUAAGCGCACUUUAACAAAGUGUUUGAAAAACAAAAAAACAUUUUCAUGGUAUGCACUCUUACAGACCACUGAAAUAAGGUCAAAAUGUUCAGAACUCAAGUGGAACCACAAGCCGCAGGCCCCCUUUUUUCAAACAAUAUUGACAGUAUCAUCACGCGCAUGAAAAAAACUUUGCCAUCAUUGCGACAUUUCCAUUUCCAACGAACCAAUCUUACCGGUAUAGAAUGUACAAGUGUAAUAACUGGACCCAAGCGUAACAAAGGUCUCAUUUGUAAUAACAUUAAUUUUGACCCAUGCAAGCGUAAUAAAAGUCCCAUCCGUAAUAAGAUUUUGAAACCAAGCGUAAUAAAGGUCCUUUUUGUAAUAACAUUUGGCCCCAAGUGUAAUAAAGGCCGCAUUUGUAAAAGUUACCUUUAUAAACCGGUAAUAUACCAACAACAAAUUAUGGCCAAUGAGAGGUAAGUAAAAUGACGUGACCUGCGGAAACCAGCCACUGCCAUUUAAUUUUAUCUUCAUGGCUUUGACGUCACUGUCAAACUGAAUUUUACACAUGUUGUGGCGAUGACUAUUUAUUAACUCAGCUAGGACCAAAGGUCAUUUAAGCGAUAGACCACACUUUCUAUCGGUUUACCGGCUUAAUAACCCACGCGGGAUGUUGGGAGAUCACGAG
Molecule: messenger RNA, 22866 nt
Organism: Porites lobata
Lineage: Eukaryota; Metazoa; Cnidaria; Anthozoa; Scleractinia; Poritidae
Source: the annotation of a GenBank genome assembly